Molecule: messenger RNA, 462 nt
Organism: Phycomyces blakesleeanus NRRL 1555(-)
Lineage: Eukaryota; Fungi; Mucoromycota; Mucoromycetes; Mucorales; Phycomycetaceae
Exons: 8
Coding region: 1-462 (153 amino acids)
Source: RefSeq, a predicted model, not a curated record
AUGACCCCGUUAAUGCUUUGCACAAGCCUCGUCAUUCUGUUUGUAUUGAAACAAGGAAGUAUUUUAGAAUUACAAGCGCAGAAAAGUCAUGAGCACACUCAAGAAUACAAUAUUCGGCGUCCAAUUUGUUACACCAUACUAGGACAGGCUCAUAAGCUGAUAUACAAGAACACAGGGAGAAUCUGGGUAUUAACUUUGUUGCACACUGGAUCUGUUUGGAAGUUUAGCCGAGGGAAGGGUGUAUUAUGUACUAUAGGCUUCCAAGCAAAUAACUUGCUGACCCCAGAGCUAUUGUACUGGGACUUAUUCUAUAGAACCAGGUCUGUUAAUAUUGUACCCCAAUCUCUAGGUGAAAGUCCAAGAAUAAGAAUAAGAGAUCUAGACCAACAGAUCUGCACAGUAAUCCAUGCAAAUCUCCGAGAAGAAGAAGAAAACAUUCUUACGAAACAACGGAGACAAUAA